AUGGAAGCCAACUUCUCCAUCCCUCUGAAUGGAUCAGAAGUGGUGGUCUAUGAUUCUAUCACAUCCAGAGUUCUGUGGAUCCUCUCAAUGGUGGUCCUCUCCAUCACUUUUUUCCUCGGGUUGCUGGGCAAUGGGCUUGUGAUCUGGGUAGCUGGAUUUCGGAUGGCACACACGGUCACCACUAUCUGUUAUCUGAACCUGGCUUUGGCUGACUUCUCUUUCACGGCUACUCUACCAUUCCUUAUCACCUCAAUGGCCUUGAAAGAAAAAUGGCCUUUUGGUUGGUUCAUGUGUAAAUUAGUUCACAUUGUGGUGGACAUAAACCUAUUUGGAAGUGUCUUCCUGAUUGCUCUCAUUGCCUUGGAUCGCUGUAUUUGUGUCCUACAUCCAGUCUGGGCUCAGAAUCACCGCACUGUGAGCCUGGCUAGGAAGGUAAUCAUCGGACCCUGGAUUCUUGCCCUCAUCCUCACAUUGCCCAUUUUCCUCUUCUUGACUACGGUUAGAAUUCCAGGAGGGCAUGUGUACUGUACAUUCAGCUUUGCGUCCUGGGGUGACACUGAAAUGGAACGGGUGAAUGCAGCUAUCACUAUGCUAACAGUUAGAGGAAUCAUCAGGUUCAUUAUUGGCUUCAGCAUGCCCAUGUCCAUCAUUGCCAUCUGCUAUGGACUCAUCGCUGCCAAGAUCCACAGAAGAGCCCUUGUUAGUUCCAGCCGUCCUUUACGCGUCCUUACUGCAGUUGUGGCUUCCUUCUUUAUCUGUUGGUUUCCCUUUCAACUGGUGGCCCUUUUAGGCACAGUCUGGCUCAAAGAGUCACUUUUUAGUGGUGGUUAUAAAAUUCUUGACAUGUUGGUUCACCCAACAAGCUCAUUGGCCUUCUUCAAUAGCUGUCUCAACCCGAUGCUCUAUGUUUUCGUGGGCCAGGACUUUAGAGAAAGACUGAUUCAUUCCCUGCCUUCCAGUCUGGAGAGAGCCCUGAGUGAGGACACUGCCGAGAUCAGUGGUACAGGCACCAAUUCUGCUUCAGCUUCUGAAGGCAUCGAGAUAAAGGCAAUAUGA
Messenger RNA from Microtus ochrogaster (prairie vole), 1056 nucleotides. RefSeq names its product formyl peptide receptor 2 (gene Fpr2). Gene Ontology annotation, biological process: phospholipase C-activating G protein-coupled receptor signaling pathway; complement receptor mediated signaling pathway; inflammatory response. Gene Ontology annotation, molecular function: complement receptor activity; N-formyl peptide receptor activity. Gene Ontology annotation, cellular component: plasma membrane. NCBI's taxonomy places the organism in Eukaryota, Metazoa, Chordata, Mammalia, Rodentia, Cricetidae. The record is from RefSeq and is a predicted model, not a curated record.